AUGUCCCGUCAAAACUACGCAGUCCCCCUAAUGGGCGCAGCAGCCCUUCUAGGAGGCGGCAUCUACUACGUCCGCAAGCCCUCUACAACCGCAGGCGACCCUGCCCAACAAAUCGCAAACAACGCAGAUAACUCCCGCCCGUCUUCCGACGCAGUCGCAGAGCAGCGCAAGAAAGCCGCCGACGCGAAACGCGAUAAUGGCCUCGGCGGCGCAGGCAUCGGCACCAACACGGGUGCCACCGGUGGCGCGGAGCUGAGCACCGGCAAUCGAGGUGGCAGCAGCGCCGACCGUGAUACUCCCAAGGGUCCCAAGGACAAGUUCCCCUCUGACGCUGGGGAGAUUGGAGGCGGACCAGGAAGGGCAAACUCGAAUACCCGGGCGAUUGAGACGCAUGGUCCUUCUAUGACACCUGGGUCGAGUACAUUGACGGGGGCAUUGACCGGGAAGAGUAACGGUCCUAGUACCUCUGGAAGCAGUGGCAGUUCGGGAGAAGGCAUUGGGUCCAAGAUCCAAGGGUUCUUCACGAGUUCCAGCAAGAGUAAUGAGAAACCCAGGCAGUCUCCGGUCGAUACCAAGAUUGUGAGCCACUCGCCUGAUACGCCGACGAACCGUGGUGGAAGCCCCUGGGAUAAGGAAAGGAGGGACGUGGUCAACCACAACCGCUCUGCAGAGUCAUGA
Molecule: messenger RNA, 678 nt
Organism: Colletotrichum tamarilloi
Lineage: Eukaryota; Fungi; Ascomycota; Sordariomycetes; Glomerellales; Glomerellaceae
Exons: 1
Coding region: 1-678 (225 amino acids)
Source: RefSeq, a predicted model, not a curated record